Molecule: messenger RNA, 709 nt
Organism: Hyla sarda
Lineage: Eukaryota; Metazoa; Chordata; Amphibia; Anura; Hylidae
Gene: IL11
Product: interleukin 11
Exons: 5
Coding region: 1-669 (222 amino acids)
Biological process (GO): positive regulation of MAPK cascade; positive regulation of cell population proliferation
Cellular component (GO): cytoplasm
Molecular function (GO): growth factor activity; cytokine activity
Source: RefSeq, a predicted model, not a curated record
AUGGAAACAAACUCGGAGACAGAUGGAUCUGCUCCGGGAACAAAGCAAAGCCUCGUGGAGAGUCUCUCGGCGUUUGAUGAUGAAAAAGCAGGCAGCUUCUACCAAUUACUUCUAGCUGUUAUGAGUUUAUGUGAAGGAAUAUGGUCGAUUCCUCUUUUGAAACCAAAGCCUUCAGAUCCUAAAGCAGAAUUUGACAGUAUAUUGAACAUGGCAAAGCAUCUUCUAAGUGACACUAAGCAUCUAUACAACAACUUUAAAAGCAAGUAUCCUUAUGAAGGCGAGCACAAGUUAGAAAGUUUACCUGUACUCUCUAUAAAUGCUGCAGAAUUGUCUACAAUUCAGAUUCCAGCUGGUUUAACAAAACUCAGUUCAGAACUGUUUAUAUAUCAAAAGCACUUUGAUUGGCUUAAAAAAGCUGCUCAUGUUGUCCGUCCCUUGGAUCACGAAUUUACCAGCAUUCAUAAUCGUAUUGACAAGCUGGUAAAAAAAAUUGACUUCCUGAUGACAAAGAUGAACAUAGCACGUGUAAGUGAUCCCCCUUUGCCACAGCUUCCUAACACAACCACCCAGUGGGGUGUAGUGCAAACCGGCCAUGCUAUUUUCCAUCACUUUCACCUCUUCUUGGAUUACACUACACGACUUGUAGUUCUGAUGAGAAAUAAGUUGUAGAAUGGGCUCUCAGCUUAUCAUCUGCUCCAGAAAUGGAAUG